AUGGGGGUGAAAAGAGUUGCCGUGAUUGGUGCAGGGGUCAGCGGACUUGGCGCCAUUAAGUGCUGUCUGGAGGAGGGACUAGAACCUACGUGUUUUGAAAAGAGGAGUGACAUCGGAGGACUGUGGAAAUAUGAGGAGAUAUCAACAAGUGGAAAUCCUGGGAUAUACAAAUCCUUAACCUGCAAUACAUCCAAGGAGAUGACAGCCUUCAGCGACUACCCCAUCCCUGAUCAUUUCCCCAACUACAUGCACAACUCCAAAAUGAUGGAGUAUCUCAGGAUGUAUGCCAGACACUUCGGGCUCAUGAAACACAUCCAGUUCCAGACAAAGGUGUGCAGUAUAAAGAAGCGCCCUGACUUUUCAUCUUCUGGUCAAUGGGAUGUGGUGGUAGAGUCCGAGGAGACACAGAAAACCUACAUUUUUGAUGGGAUAAUGGUUUGCAGUGGUUACUACACUGAGAAGUACUUUCCUUUACAAGACUUUGAAGGAAUCAGCAAGUUUCAAGGCAGCUGUCUCCACAGCUGGGAGUACAAGGAUCCAGGCAAUUUCGUGGGGAAGAGAGUGGUCGUGAUUGGCCUUGGGAAUUCUGGAGCAGAUGUGGCAGGCGAGAUCAGCAGGGUCGCUGAACAGGUUUUCCUCAGCACAAGACAAGGGGCAUGGAUAUGGAAUCGGGUUUGGGAUCAUGGGAAUCCCAUGGACGCCACACUCUUCACUCGUUAUAACAGAACAGUCCAAAAGGUCUGCCCCAGAUACCUGAUCAACAGACAGCUGGAGAACAAGUUAAAUACAAGGUUUAACCAUGCCAAUUACGGGCUGCUGCCUCAGCACAGGAUUCUUGACCAGCGAACAGUCCUCAGUGAUGAUCUGCCACAUCGCAUCAUUAUUGGGAAAGUGAAGAUAAAACCAAAUGUUAAAGCGUUCACAUCAACAUCGGCUAUCUUUGAGGAUGGAACUGAGGAGAACAUAGACGCUGUCAUCUUCGCCACAGGCUAUACAUUGUCAUUCCCUUUCUUGAGUGAUGACUCAGGGGUCCUAGACAGCCAGUACUCCAUGUUUAAAUAUGUCUUCCCUCCUGAGCUAGAGAAGCCAACUCUCGCCUUCAUUGGACUCAUCCAGCCAAUAGGAGCCAUCAUACCCACAUCUGAGCUCCAGAGCCGAUGGGUUGUGCGUGUGUUCACAGGACUAAAAACAUUGCCUUCAAGGAAAGCCAUGAUGGCCGACAUCAACAGAAAGAAUCAAACACAGACCAAAGACUCUAAGAAAAGUCGCAAAGUCUCUCGCAUAGUAACAUUCGUUGACUACAUGGAUGAAAUUGCUUCUGAGUUAGGUGUCAAACCUAACCUGCUCUCUCUCCUCUUCUGGGAUACAAAGCUGGCUAAGGAAGUUUUCUGUGGUCCUUGCACCGCUUACCAGUACCGUCUACAGGGGCCGGGGAAAUGGGCAGGGGCUCGGGCAGCCAUCCUCACUCAGAGAGAAAGGAUUCUCAAACCCCUGAGAACCCGGGUGGUCAAACAGUCUCACCUCUCUCACAUGUUCUGGAUCAAAAGUGUUUGUGUUGUCGUUUUCUUCUUUAUUUCCAUAUUAGUUAUCAUGCAUAUCACAAGUCACUAA
Apodemus sylvaticus (European woodmouse) is the source of this 1611-nucleotide messenger RNA. RefSeq names its product flavin-containing monooxygenase 5-like. The transcript has 8 exons. Gene Ontology annotation, molecular function: flavin adenine dinucleotide binding; N,N-dimethylaniline monooxygenase activity; NADP binding. Bases 1 to 1611 code for a protein of 536 amino acids. NCBI's taxonomy places the organism in Eukaryota, Metazoa, Chordata, Mammalia, Rodentia, Muridae. The record is from RefSeq and is a predicted model, not a curated record.